This is a messenger RNA of Acanthaster planci (crown-of-thorns starfish), 3574 nucleotides long. RefSeq names its product protein LKAAEAR1-like. The record is from RefSeq and is a predicted model, not a curated record. NCBI's taxonomy places the organism in Eukaryota, Metazoa, Echinodermata, Asteroidea, Valvatida, Acanthasteridae.
UUCAGUCCCUACUUGAUUCUGUGGGUUUUACCCAGAAUAUUCUCUGGGUUUUCCUCCCACUACUAAAACUGUAACUCCUUCUCAUUUCAAUGUGCCUGAGUCUUCACAUGUAUGAAGUUGGUGCAUCUCUUGGAAGAAGAAGGAUGGGUGUGGAAAGUUCAGUAAUGUUGGCUUGAUAUGUAUCCAUGGCAGAGUUUAUUUCAAAGCUGGCAAGUUUGUCAGAACAUCCAUGGAGCACGGACAUGUAAGUGAAGUUACAAUCCAUUCAGACAACUUAUUUCCUUAAUGUACCUACACAGUAAACUUUGAUAUUUCAUGAAAAAGGUAUUGUCCAAGUGUAAUAAAAUUGGUUUCAGGUUAACAGUACUAUUUUGCCCAUGGUGCAUACUCUCACCUGAGUAUAUAAUGACAUAUUUCAGUUGAAUGCUUCUUGUAUUAUCAUUCUGAUAACAAAUCAAUCUUUGAUGACCCAGGCUAUUUGAACAUACCAAGUGCCCAAAUCCAGUGUUGCAAUGGAGAUUUAAUUUUCCAGUUUCACAAAUAUUUUUCACUUGGUGUAUGAAGAGUUAAGCUAGUUAAAACUUUAGAGAAUGGAAAAUUCUUUGUUUUUAGAGGCAUGUUUUUACUUACCUGUAUAUGUGAUUGGAUGCAUUGCUUUUGAGUUUUAAAAGGCCGGUUAAAUUUAUUCAAAUUUCUUAAGAUGUCAAAGCAAGUCCAAUUUUUGUUUUCUUUUAGAAGUGAUAGUUAAUCUGCUUAUGAUUAUGCCUUUAGGGGUGAUCAUGAUAAUGUUCUUUCGGUAAAUUUUGCCAGUAGUCCUAUUUUUUUUAUAUAAAUUUUGAUGCCUAAUACUAUUUGUGCCACAUACUGUUAUCGAAAAAAGCCAAAAAACAUCAAAAAGAAGAACAAGAAAUAAUACAUGUCCCUCCCCAAAAGAAGAAAGUGCGCAUGAUAACAUAGUCUAGUUCUCUAUGUUAUGAAGUUCAACUCGUGUGUUUGAAAAACUUUAUGAUUAAAAUAUAGUAGGGCGCCACCUAUUGUCUGUUACUAAGCUCGCGAUCAUAUAGAGUGAUGCACUUCCACCAGCUAUUAACAAUGCUUAUGUGUGUCGUCAGGGUAGUAUUCUUGGUGUACGACGCGAUAACAACUGAAUGCAUUUUCUCCCGAAGUUGAAGUGAUCAGACGAAAAAGACGCCCUUUUCCGUUAUCUAUCGAAGAUCAGCAGACAAAAAUGGGAGACAAGAAUGAUGAACCAGCAGAAAGUCGAGGUAAAUUUCGAUAUCAGAAUCGCAAGAAACUCACAGCAAAAGAGCUGAAUCAGAUGGAUCCCACUUUACGAAGCAAAUACCUUGCGUAUGAAGAUCCUCCUAAGCAGUCAUCUGAAGCAAUGGAAAUGUCCCAUAAAAGAAUACAAGAGCAGAAGAAAGUUGAGUCUAUAAAGAGCAAGCAAGCUGCACAUGUUGAUCUGGAGAAGGAAAAACACAGCCAGCUGAUUGGCCAGCUCAAGGCAGCAGAAGCCAGAAACAGAUUACGAGUGAUGAGACUCAGAUACCAGAGUAACAGAGCUCAAGAGGUAAAGCAUCUGAUCUCCUGCCAGCCCACUGCAAUCAAGGCAGUCAGGCUUCAAGCGAUGGUACCCCCAGUUCCAGACAGGAACAGCCCUGGUGACGCACUGGACAAGCUACAGAGAUCGCGCGUGGAGACAGUCUUGGAGGAUGAGAGAGGACUGACCAUCAACAGAGAUUUAUCAUGACUUCUUGCUACGCACAGCAUAUUAUCACGUAGUAAAAUGGAAAACACUGUUUCUCAUGUGCAAUGUCACAACGGUUGAGUGACGUGUAGCAUGCUGACAGAUUUACAUCACAACACCUCACCCGUAGAUUCUGUAUCAUUUAAUGGGACGAGAGUGGACCUAUAGGUGUUUGGUACUAAACUGAUUGCAGCCAGCUUUGUGAAGUUGGCCACGCCCAACUAAAAGUGCUACAUGUAUGGACUGUACAUAGCAAACAAAGCAUUUUGCAAAUAACAACUGGAGGGCUGUAUGUAUGCACAUGGAUGUGCCUUGACUCAGACAGGUGUUUUCUCUAUGGAGUAAGGGAUGCCAUACCCUGUGCAGAAUCUGUGGGAGAGUUGUUUUAUUUAACAGAUAUUGCCUGCUUCCGUCAGCACCUCACCCAAUUAAGUAACUUUUUUUAAAUUGAUCCUAGCAUUCAAUUUUUACCGGUAUCUUGGGUUUGCCUAAGGGAAAACAGAAGAUUCCUAGUACUGAUUUCCUCAUUUAGUUCUACCAUAUCAUUGGGAAGGGCCAAUUAAUGACAUCUCAUCUCACUUACUUUGUCCCUGACCAAGUGCGUUACAAAGUAUUUGCAAUUUGCUCUGUUUACUUCCAAACACAAUAGAAGUCAGUGGGGAAAGUAAUACAAGUGUUGUGUAUGAAGGACAUUGAUUAUUAACCAUGCACGCAGUCACUGCGUUGUGAGUGAUUUUCAGGGGGGAAAAAAAGGUGAUGCACAGCAUAGGUCAUUAGUACAUUUUGUCCAGGAAAGUCUGCAGAGGUGCCAAUUGAAUGCUCGGUUCAUUUCAGGUCAUUUCAACGUUCAUGUUGAAUGGGCACAAUAAGCCAUUUGCAAGUUAACUUUGAAUAAAAUCAGGUACACUGAGAAUUUUCCGUACUAAAGCCACUGUUGCUAUACCUCGUGAUUCGGGGCAAGCUUUUCCUUAGUUACAUAAGCGAUGCCUUGCAACAAUACACUGCUCUCAAUGGAAAAGAAGGGCACAAAGGAAUCAGUCCAUUCUAGAGCCGGUGGUCACUAAGCAAAAGCUUGCCCCGAAUUGCGAGGUAUAGCAAUAGUGUCUUUAAUCUGGGGAAUUCAAAAUGUCAUGUUUAUGCACAAUCAGAUAACUCGGUGUACCACAUUUUAUUCAAAUUGAACUCACAAAUGGCUCAAUAGAGUGAACCACAUUCUCAUAUUUGCUGAUGUCUACCACCUUUUCGCCAGUAGCCCGUUGGAACUGGUUUGCAAAUGCUAACCAUAUCAGCAUUUCUUACAUUAAAGAAAUCCAUCCAAGUAACCGUUAGCUUAUAUACAAGUCUACACGUGAAGCAUUGUAGAACAAAUAUAACACAUGUACAUGUUGGUAUGUUGAAGUGGUGUCCUCCGAUGAGAGAGCAUCAUUGUACCCAGGGAAAAACAUACAGUGCACCUAUGAAGCAUCACCGUAUGAUCAUUUUUAAUACUGUUCUACUCAAAGCAGUCUGUAUUUGUAACUGAUGACGUCAUCGGCGUACUCACUACGAACAUUUAACAAAAGAAACACGGUACACUAACAGUGAGCAUCCAUUGUAACUGCACCGUACUUCUUUUGUUAGAUGUUCGUAGUGACUGUGUGCUACAUGAUGAGCAUUUAUGGUUAACUAUAACCAAGAUACCUGUAUGCUAAAUACCAACAGACUUACAUGUGCACAAGGGGGCACUAAAUCAUCAAGCAAGCACGGUCAGUAUAUUUCUGUCUUAACCCUCCUAUGCGGAAAUCACUCUUUGGGUCAUUUGGUAAACACCUCAAAGAAGCACAGCUG